AUGGCCAACAUCACUCCAACCCUAAAGUGCAUGUGCACAAUAACACUCUUCAUUCUCUUCCUCCUCUCCUACACCGUUUCUUCUUCUUCUUCUUCUUCUUCUUCACACUCCACCCUAACACAGAUCCAACACCAAAACCCUUCUCCAACCACCACCCCUAUACAGCACUACCAAGUCUUCUACCUCAAGAACACGCCCUCCACCACCCCUUUUACCAGACAAGAACGCUUCAAGAAGAGAAGAAUGAGGAGAAACAAGAACAUGAUGAGGCACAGAAAGAAGAUGGUGCUCAAGAACAUGCAUCACUCACGUGAAUCACAACCUUUCUCUGUGAUGCUCCCAAAGGGUUUUGUCCCUCCUUCUGGCUCCUCCCCUUGCCACAAUGAUCAACCCAAUACUGUCUCUUCCUCCUUCCACUGCCAUCUCAGUACCACUGCACAACCUUGA
This is a messenger RNA of Sphenostylis stenocarpa, 447 nucleotides long. The record is from the annotation of a GenBank genome assembly. NCBI's taxonomy places the organism in Eukaryota, Viridiplantae, Streptophyta, Magnoliopsida, Fabales, Fabaceae.